Molecule: messenger RNA, 1809 nt
Organism: Miscanthus lutarioriparius
Lineage: Eukaryota; Viridiplantae; Streptophyta; Magnoliopsida; Poales; Poaceae
Source: the annotation of a GenBank genome assembly
AUGGGCAAGCAGCAGCAGGCGCCACCGGCGCGGCGGUCCCCGGCGAUGUCGGCGCCUCCGCCGCCGAAGCGCCGGAAGAAGAAGGGCCGCCCGUCCCUCCUCGACCUCCAGAAGCGGAGCCUCCGCCUCGAACAGCAGCUCCAGGAGCAGCAGAAGCAGCCCCAGGGGCGACGCGCCAACCGCCGGGGCGCCGCCUCCGCGGACGAGGACGACGACGGGCCUGCCUCCGGCUCCGGCCGCCGCGAGAAGAAGCUGCGCCUCGUCAUGGGCCUCCACGACGGAUCAGCCAAGGGAGAAAAGACGAGGAAAGCGACGGAUGGGCGUGAAGAGUCGUCAGAUUCCGGUCCCACAACACCUUUGCCUAACAAAAAGUUGUUGCUCUUCAUCCUCGACAGGCUACAGAAGAAGGAUACGUAUGGUGUAUUUUCAGAGCCUGUUGAUCCCGAAGAGCUACCUGACUAUCAUGACAUUAUAAAGCAUCCAAUGGAUUUUUCGACAAUACGAAAGAAGCUCAACAAGGGGGCCUAUUCCAACUUGGAGCAAUUUGAGGAUGAUGUGUUCCUGAUAAGCUCCAACGCGAUGUGCUACAAUUCACCAGAUACAAUAUACUAUCGACAGGCACGAGGUAUUCAAGAGAUUGCUAAAAAGGAUUUUGAGAAUCUUAGGCAAGAUAGUGAUGCCAGUGAACCAGAACCUGAACCAGAACCCGAGCCGGAGCCAGAACCAGAAGAACCAAAACCACAGCCUCGCAGGGGCAGGCCUCCAAACAAGAACAAUGCCAAACAGAAAGUUGGGAAGCCACCAGCAGAACGUGCUACUGCAGACUUUUCUGGUGCAACACUUGCUACUGUGGCAAAUAUUGGACGCCAUGCACAGGCAGAUGUUGAUCUGUCACGAAGAGUAAUGGAUAAAGCGAUGAUUGCAGAUGUGUUGAGAGCUUCUUUUGUCAAUCGAAGGAAUGAACACAACUGGUCUGGCGAGCGGAAAUUCGAAAGAAUUGAAGAUUACUCAGGUUAUGGGGGUACAUGGUCCGCAAAAAUGGGGAAGAGGCCAAUUCUGAUGGAAGAUAGUCGCCGAAGCACAUAUUAUGAGACUCAACCAUCCAGUUCAAUCUAUGAGCUGCCGGUAUCCUCCUCCUACAAUGGGACUAAGAAGCUGCUAGUACCAGUUGGGGUUCAGUUACAGCAGUCCUAUUCCCGCAGCCUGGCACGUUUUGCUGCACAACUUGGUCCUGUUGGCUGGGAAAUUGCAUCAAGACGAAUUGAACGGAGCCUUCCUCCUGGAACAAAGUUUGGUCGUGGCUGGGUAGGAGAUGGUGAAACACUAAGCUCAUUUCAGCCACCCGUACUAGCUGCAUUAGAAACAAUGACACCGCCAAGCAGUAUAGCAGCAUCAGGUGAGCAGCCAUCUAUGAACGGCCCCCCUGCUACAGAGGCCUGUGCUGGCAACAUAAGCCAUCCGGCGGGAUCUCAACCACAUGCUAUGCCAUAUGCUUCUACCAGCACAGCGCAGAGGAUGAAUUCUGAAGCAUUAGCAAGCCAGCAAUGUGGAUCAGUACCACAGAUUUCGAUAAACCGAGGUGAACGUGCAGUUGAGAUGAAGGGCAACCCUAAUAAUCUUCACGGACACCCGGCCAUGCAGCAAACUGUGAAUGGUUUCAAUGCCGUUCCAGUCUGUCGCGGGCUCCAAGCAACGAUGGUGGAUGGCCUUAGGCCACACCCUGCCAGUGGCUUGGCACCCACCAACCUCAACAUUGGGGGUCUGGUCGCUGUUGAUCCGUUGCGCCGCAACCCGGUGCUGCAACUGUGA